This is a messenger RNA of Ostreobium quekettii, 1581 nucleotides long. The record is from the annotation of a GenBank genome assembly. Lineage: Eukaryota; Viridiplantae; Chlorophyta; Ulvophyceae; Bryopsidales; Ostreobiaceae.
AUGGACGAGGAGCGGCGCGACCGCAGUGCGCCCCUGCUGGAGCAGGGCGGCUUCGAGUACCGCAAGCGGCCGCACCGGGACAUCUUCUUCACCGUUCUGUACUCGGCGUACAUGAUCGUGAUGGGCGUCAUAGCGAUCUACGCCUUUGUGGAUAGGGAUCGUCCCGCCUCCAACCAACUCUGGAAGCGCGAUUACGUCAAAGACUCCACAUGGUGCCCCUUCACCAAGGAGGCCAACAACUUCACUGACCUGACCACCCUGCGCUCGGACUACAACUACGGGGAGGAGAUCUUCAAUUGGGCCGAUUUCCUCCAAGACACGUGGAUCUGGAUAGUGGGAUCUGCUGUGGGUGCCGUCAUCGUUGGCAUUGCCUACCUGCACCUGGUUUCCAACUUUGCGGUGGUGAUGGUGUACGCGACGAUCAGCAUCGGCGUGCUGGUGCCGGCGGCGGGCGGGGUGGUGAUGAUCGUGCUGUACAGCGAGCCCAUCAGCGGGGGCGUGCUGUGCGGGCUGGCGUUCAUCUUCUUGGUGUGCAUGUGCCUGGCGUCAAGGUGGCUCAACCAGGUGGGUAAGCUCAUCGACGUGGCAGCGGACGGGGUGAAGUACAACUGGGAGCUCUUCUUCUUUGUCAUCAUCAUCAAGGUGUGCCUCCUUGUGUAUCUGGCCUUCCUUGCCCUCCUGGGCGUGGCCGCCAUGACUGACGGCCACUUCAUCCCCAACCCCGACCGCGGCGCCCGAGAGCAGCGUGGGCCAGAGUGCCUUGACAGCAGCGGUGACGAGACAGUCCCAUGCUGCGAGUGGAAGACCAAAGAUUGGGUCAGGACGUACUGGGUGUUCCUGGCACUGCUCAUGCUGUGGUCGGUUUUCCUGGUUUUCGAGAUCAAGGUUUACGUGAUCUCAAGCGUGAUUUCGGAGUGGUAUUUUAAGGAGCCGGAGGGGGAGGGCAGCUCGAGGCUGGCGCUGGCCAACGCAUUUGGCCCCAGCUUUGGCAGCCUGUGCUUCGCGAGCCUGCUGCUGACGGUGGUGUCGGUGGUGAAGUGGUGCCUGGAGAAGCUGAAGAAGAAGGACCCCAAGAACUGCUGCAUCAGGUGUCUGGUGUGCAUGAUUGACUGGAUGCUCAUUUUGCUGCUGCCCAUCACGGAGUUCGCAACGGUGCGGAUGGCAAUCACAGGAGAGGGGUUCAUCGGCGCAGGAGUGGAAGUCACAGAGAUGCUGGCGAGAAACUUCCUUCCAACAUUUGCCAUCUGGUACCUGCCACCGAUUGUGCUGACGUUCAGCGCCAUCCUGACCUCGCUGUCUGUCAGCGGCGUUAUUGCCACCAUUGCCUACCACGUCUUCAAAAGCGAUCUCGCGCAAUACCCCCACCCCAAGAACUAUGCAGGCCUCCUGCUGGCCAUCACGUUCCUCAUCAUCUUCAUGGUGCUCAUCUUCUUCAUCGCGCUCAUUCUCAACGCCAUGAACGCCAUCUACAUCUGCUUCGCCAUCGACCGGGACAGCAAGUGCGAGACCAAGUCGAAUGUGCAUGAGGUGAUGAGGUCCGUUCCGGACAUAAAGCAGAUGGACGAAGAGGAAAAGGUGUGA